Molecule: messenger RNA, 4050 nt
Organism: Arthroderma uncinatum
Lineage: Eukaryota; Fungi; Ascomycota; Eurotiomycetes; Onygenales; Arthrodermataceae
Exons: 11
Coding region: 1-4050 (1349 amino acids)
Biological process (GO): double-strand break repair via nonhomologous end joining
Cellular component (GO): nucleus
Molecular function (GO): DNA binding; DNA-directed DNA polymerase activity
Source: RefSeq, a predicted model, not a curated record
AUGCUGCAUACCAGCUCCUCUAUGACCAAGAGUGAGCCAAAUAAGAAACAGAAGUUAUCUAAGGAGGACUCACUCAUGGGAGAAAAGGAGGGAAAGAGAGAAGGGCGUUGCCAUACUGUUAAGGACCAUCCUUCGGUCCUCGACGGCCUCGUUCUUUACUUUAUUCCCAAUAAUAUUAUCUCACAGGCCAGACGGAUCCGUAUUUCUAGGGCAAUCGAAUUCGGUGCGACUCGGGCUACGAAAUUCGACAACUCAGUCACACACAUAGUCGUGGAAAAGCGGCUUACCUACGACGACGUGGUUAAGUAUCUACAGGUCUCGUCAGUUCCGGCCGAGACUAUCCUGGUUAACGAGAACUAUCCGUCGGAAUGUAUAAUGAAUAGGAGGAUACUAGAUGCAUCUAGCCCUCGUUUUCGAAUUAACGGUGCAUCGAAGCCGACACUGAAAACCUCACCUGACCAGGAACGUCGGGAGUUUUCUACCUCGUUAAGUAUGCAUAAGGAUGGUGAUGACGAAAAGGCCGAAGGAGAGCCGUCGGCGGGUUUAGGACUACCUAUUCCUGCAAACAACGUUGUCUGCGAAACAAGCAGCAGGGACGAUUCUCAUAGACAGGAACCAGAUCACCUGGAUGCCGCAAUUAAGCACAUAAAAGAGAUUGCCGCUCUCCCCCUGGAUUCUUCUGGCGAGGAGGACAAUGCCGUAGUUCCCGAAGGGCUCGACUCUAGCACCACAAGGAACCCGGCAUGGCAAAAGUCAUUUACUUGCAUGAGUAAAAUGGACGGAAAGGAUCGUGCGAAUAAUUCCAAUUCUCGGACCAUCGAGGUUUUGCAGCAGAUGUUGGACUACUACGAGCGCACGGCCGACCAGUGGCGUUGCCUUGCAUACAGGCGUGCAAUCGCAGCGCUACGUAGGGAGAACGAGAAGAUAGCCACAAAAUCCCAGGCAUUAAAAAUCCGCGGAAUAGGGGAUCGUCUGGCGGCUAAAAUUGAGGAAAUCGUAUGGACUAACCGGCUCCGAAGAUUAGAGCAGGCGAAUCUAGAGCCGAAUGACGUCUUGCUAUCCCAGUUCCUUAAAAUAUAUGGAGUUGGGUUCCAGCAAGCUUCAAAAUGGAUUGCGCAGGGGUAUAAAUCAUUGGAUGAUUUGAAAGAUCGAGCACAUUUAACUACUAACCAGAAGAUUGGAAUUGAGCGGUAUGACGACUUCCAGAAACGAAUACCCCGAGAAGAAGUAGAGACACACGGUGCUAUUGUGCGAGAGGUAAUCCUGGACGUCGAUGACUCCUAUACUGUCAUCAUCGGGGGUUCCUAUAGGCGUGGGGCAGCGGACAGCGGAGACAUCGAUCUGAUUCUGAGUAAAGAAGGCGCGUCCCUACAGGAGAUAAAUGACCAGAUCAUGACCAUGGUUGUUCCACGGCUCUUUGAACGAGGGUUUCUAAAGACGGGGCUUGCCGUGUCCUCGCGUGCAGAUGGUUCGAAGUGGCAUGGGGCAUCGGCGCUUCCUGGAAAUCCAGUAUGGCGACGGAUAGACCUCUUGUUUGUCCCCGGUGACGAGCUCGGCGCUGCACUGAUAUACUUCACGGGCAACGAUAUAUUCAACCGAAGCCUACGACUGCUGGCAGGUAAAAAGGGCAUGUGUUUGAACCAGAGGGGCCUUUUCCAAGAUGUCAUCCGGGGCUGGCCACCUCUUGGAGAGCCGCGACGAGAAACGGAUCUUCGAGCUUCUUGCUGUGCCGUGGAGGCCACCCGAGCAUCGUCAAGCUCUUACUGGAGACUUGCCUUUUAUUUUAAUGACCGGCUGCCCUCUGCCACCAUGGGCCGCAAGCCGAAUACGCUUAUCACCGAGUUCUUUCACCGUGGUGAAAAGCUCCCUGAUUCUAGCAAUCGAUACGAGCAUACGUGCAGGCUCUGUGGAGAGAAGUUCUCGAAAGGCCGCCCAGAUACUCUGAUCAACCAUAUCUCGAAAAUAUGUCCGGCUAUUUCCACGGCGGACAGGGACCGGGUGGUCUACAUGUCCGGCAUAACCGCAAAUGGACAGCGAGACAAGGGCGCUGUACGCCAGGGCCAACCCAAUGCCGACUCUAGUAGCGCAAAAAUGACCAAUUCGACUCGUGGGAAACGCGCCACAAACUUCCAAAAUGGUCCUAGUCUGAAUGGCCUCAAUGUGCUUGCCGAGGCGUCAAGGAGAGUCGGGGCUUCGAGUGAAGGGCAGCUAUACGACCGUAUAUUUGAGCUUAAUGCUGCAGAUCGGGAUAUGGUUGUUGAUCCAGCCCUCGAGAAUUCGACAAAAUUCAACCUUGAAGCUGAAUUAAAUCACGCCGAGUUUGUCCACGCCUCUUCACCCACUGCUCCAUUCUUCUCAGCGUCGUCUGUAGACGCCAGCUCGCCUCUUCCAAUGCCUGCUGUACACUCUCUGCUCCCGGUUGAUUCGCAGCCAGAUCCCCAGUCAUCACACCUCUCCUUGAUUGCUGCCUCUGCGAAUGAGAUGGUGACGGAAGAUGCGGGUGCCUCCUUGGAAUCAGCAACUAUGUGCAACCCAAAGCCUGAUGCGUGGCCCAUGCCCUCCCACACAGAAGCGCAAUCAUCGACUCUAGAUAUCUCACCUCAAAUCGAAAUGACAACUGCAGACGAGAUGAUACUGCAGAACCAUAUCAAUUCUGAGUUGAAUCUACCUUCCAGCUCUCAUGAACGGCCGGGUGCCUACCUUCGGCCUCUUGCUACGAACCCGGAGACCCAGCCUGGCAGUGAAUUUUACUGUGAGGUAGUCGAUUCUAAGAAAUCGAAUAAAAAGAGAUCAACCUUCUCUGAAGAAAGGCGGAAGGAAGUUCGAGUGGUGAGGAAGAUGGGUGCCUGUCUUCGGUGCCGGAUGCUUAAGAAAACGUGCUCGGCUGGGACACCUUGCGGGCAAUGCAGGAAUCUUCAGAACCCGCGCGUCUGGAUGGAAUGCUGCAUCAGGGCUCGCCUUAUGAAUCAGCUUGAAUCCUAUUCCAUCGGGUUGCAUUCAACAAUGGCUUACCACGACAUUCGAAGUAUUAAAAAUGAGAUACAGUUUGAGCCCUCUGCGGGCCGUAUCGAAGUUAUGCAUUUCGAACUAGACUCUCUAAGCUUUCUUACAUUUUCUGUUUUAUACGGACAAAGACAGGCCGGUCAAACCAUCGACCCCCAGAUGUCUACCUCUUCUACUGACCCUAUGCACGAUGGGUCAUUGCAAUACGUACAUUUACUCGACGGCGAGAUUGAAGAACUGAGUUCUAAACUCGAGCUGUAUAUUAACAAAACAUCGCACCUGUUCAUCGAGAGCGAACAAUCCGAUUUUAUCCGGCAGACGCUUCUUCUAGCGUCAGAACUUGCUAAAGAGCAUGAGGAUGAAAUGUUAAACGCCGCAGUGGAAUUAUGGGUAGCUACCGCCAUACUAGUAGACCCAUUCCUCAAAUGGACAGUUUAUAUGAAUCCAACCUUACCUACAAUGACGAAACGGCCGCUUACCUCGACCUCAAAUGAGUCCCGAAUCCCAAUAAAUGGGAUGAAUCAAUUAGAGUCGUACUCUUUGCUAUGUACACAGUUGCGCUCUGCUGUCGAAAAGAGAGCGGCGAGAGUAUGCAGGAUAUUGCUCGGUAAAUUCGAACAACGGCUGCUCCAGAAACAACGUGUUGGCAGUUUUCGGACCUUUCUGGCGACCAUAAUUUUACUCAACUGUGGUGAAAGAAUGGAAUGGUUAUUCCGGUCGUGGGAAUGCGAGCACUACAUCCAGCGGUGGCCCUUGGAGCGACAGCCAUCCUACUUUGCCUCUCAAAUCGAAACCUUCGCUGGCGUGGUCUCGCAGCAUUUGAAAAUGCGAUCAUUAGCCCCUGCGUUCGUUAUUAUGCCAACGGGCGCUAUCAAAGCUAGGGACGGCAGUGAUAAAGAUAUCGGUCGUUGGUUCGAUGCUGUUAGCACCGAUUACCAAUACCUCCAUGCCCGCCAGGCAGCGGAAUUCGAUGCCAAUGACUCCCGCUCACUCGACCUUAAAUAUUCAUCGAUGGUGGUCCUCUCUGCUGAUUUUUCUAAUGAGUGA